AUGCGCACGAGCCGACUCCGGGAUGUCCCUUCUCCCUUAGACCCCGCCCCUCAGAACUCGACCUCAGCCGUCUCUCCGCUGCGCGCGUGCGCAGCGUCGUUUUUCCCGUGGCCCUCUGGGGGCGCGGGUGAUUUGUAUGUAAUGGCGUGCUGUUCGUCACUGUAUUGUUGCAAAAGAUACUCCUCUGUUAGCUGUGCGUGUGACAAGGGCAAGUGGAGCGACUCCUCGCUGUUGGGCAAGCGGCUCUCCGAAGACUCGAGCCGCCAACAGCUGUUGCAGAAGUGGGCAAGCAUGUGGAGCUCUGCGAGCUGGAACCCGGCGGCAGCCGGCGCGGAGGAGACGCAGCGCGAGGACGCAGCGCUGGAGAGGCCGUUGGUGUUUCUGUGCUCUGGCUGCCGGCGGCCGCUGGGCGACUCGCUGAGCUGGGUGACGAGCCAAGAGGACUCCGACUGCAUCCUGCUCCGCUGUGUUUCCUGUAAUGUUUCUGUUGACAAAGAACAGAAGCUAUCCAAACGUACACAUGAAAAUGGUUGCAUUCUUGAGACCUUAUACUGCACAGGAUGCUCACUCCAGCUUGGCUACAUAUACAGAUGUACACCCAAGAAUCUUGAUUUUAAGAGAGACUUGUUUUGCCUCAAUGUUGAGGCCAUUGAGAGUUAUAUUUUAGGAUCUUCUGAAAAGCAAAUUGUGUCAGAAGAUAAAGAGCUUUUUAAUCUUGAAAGCAGAGUUGAGAUAGAAAAAUCUCUAAAACAGAUGGAAGAUGUUUUGAAAGCAUUAGAAAUGCAGCUGAGGGAAGUUGAGUCAAAAUUGUUCUCCACCAAAAGCUGA
Orycteropus afer afer is the source of this 828-nucleotide messenger RNA. It is a transcript of the gene MIS18A, whose product is annotated as MIS18 kinetochore protein A. Gene Ontology annotation, cellular component: chromatin; nucleus; chromosome, centromeric region. The record is from RefSeq and is a predicted model, not a curated record. The transcript has 5 exons. Gene Ontology annotation, biological process: chromosome segregation; CENP-A containing chromatin assembly. Lineage: Eukaryota; Metazoa; Chordata; Mammalia; Tubulidentata; Orycteropodidae. Bases 1 to 828 code for a protein of 275 amino acids.